CACUUGCAUGUAAUUCUAAAUUAUAAACCAGUAUACAAUGCCUCUAGCUAUAAAGUACGGUGUUGGGGGUAUAUCAGAUCCGACAUGGACUGAAAUCAUACAGGAUGAAGAACAAAAACCAGAUUUUAAGAAACUCAUUCAGUUUCUUUCAACAGAAUACGUAAAUCAUCCAGAAGGCAUAAAUCCACCAUGGGAUCGUGUAUUCCGCCCAUUUGAAAUAACGAUCUUCGAUAAUAUAAAAGUUGUUAUUGUUGGUCAGGAUCCAUAUCCAAGAUUUGGGCAAGGAGAUGGUUUUGGAUUCUCUUUAAAUCCAAAUGAGGAUAUAACUACGAGCAUAGAUGUUAUUUAUUCGGCUUUGGAGGAAGAUGAUGUUGAAUUUAUCCGUCCCAACCAUGGAUGCUUAAGACCUUGGGCUUUGCAGGGAGUAUUAUUACUUGACGCGGUUCUAACAUACCGGAAAAAUGAAAAUAAUACAGGAGGCAGCUUUCCAAAUCAACGUAAAAAUCUACAUUUUGGAAAAGGAUGGGAAACUUUCGUAGGAAGUAUAUUAAAAAAGUUGAGUAAAGAGCAUACUAAUUUAGUUUUUCUACUAUGGGGAACUGACGCUGCGGACGUGGGACGGAGUAUUGAAAAUGAACAGGAUCAGCACAAAAUCUUGUCUGCUAUUCAUCCAAUUGCUCAUACGUACUCGGAUUCAAAUUAUACGCACUGGAAUUAUGAGAAGUGUUUCUCAGAAACUAAUAAUUAUCUUCGUUCUCACGGCAAGGGUGAAAUUAACUGGCAACUUCCGCUAACAUGCGAAGAUCUAUGAUUAUUUUUCCUUCAAUUAAUCUAUAUACAAAACGAGUAUAUCUAACAAAAACUUGACUUAUGCUAGCAUUCAACAAAAAAUCUACAUACGAAAUAUAAUCCUAAUAUAAUAAUCAUUGUAUUGGUAUAAAUUAAA
Sitophilus oryzae (rice weevil) is the source of this 946-nucleotide messenger RNA. Its product is annotated as uracil-DNA glycosylase-like. Gene Ontology annotation, biological process: base-excision repair, AP site formation via deaminated base removal; base-excision repair. NCBI's taxonomy places the organism in Eukaryota, Metazoa, Arthropoda, Insecta, Coleoptera, Curculionidae. Gene Ontology annotation, cellular component: mitochondrion; nucleus. The transcript is spliced from 2 exons. The record is from RefSeq and is a predicted model, not a curated record. Gene Ontology annotation, molecular function: uracil DNA N-glycosylase activity. Bases 38 to 811 code for a protein of 257 amino acids.